Messenger RNA from Trypanosoma rangeli, 1290 nucleotides. Its product is annotated as retrotransposon hot spot (RHS) protein. The record is from RefSeq and is a predicted model, not a curated record. NCBI's taxonomy places the organism in Eukaryota, Euglenozoa, Kinetoplastea, Trypanosomatida, Trypanosomatidae. The coding region runs from base 1 to 1290 and encodes 429 amino acids. The transcript has a single exon.
AUGGUGGUGAUAGAGGGUCAACGGCCACAAGAGUUAUUAUGGGAGUACACGCAGACUGUGUGUACUUUUCUCCCAGUGGGUGGUGAGGAGCAAUUCCAUCCACCACGCCCAAAACACAUGAUCCUUUCCUUUGAAAAGCGAUGGCCUUACUCGCUGAACCAUGCAGUGCCUAUUACCGACUGCUACAUUAACAUUGAGGUGCAUCGGGUGUGGAAGAUCGUCGAGGGUGAUGUAAAAGGAGUGUUUCCCCCUCCAGAUACAUACGCACCUAAAAUGAGACGUCAUCUUUUGAUUGGAACUUCUGGGGUGGGGAAUUCAAUGGCGGCUGGCUCCUACCUCCUUUACCAGCUGCUGCACUACGAUGCCACGAAGCUCCAUGUGGUUGUGUACUGCUUUGGAAGGGAUUUCGCAUACUUGUUUGACAAGAGGGCACGAACGGUGACAGAAUACGGGGGUGAGAGUAAUAUUGGAAGGGCUAUGGUAAAUUUGGCUAGGAGUGGAAUGAAAGGGUGCAUCAUCAUCGAUAUGGCAAGACAUUUUCAAGAGCCAUCGAAUGAUGUUGUGCCCUCCCAUGAGUGGGGCAUCAUUAUGUUGUCAUCCCCGAACGAAAAUAACUUCCAAGCAUGGGCGAAUCAGGCGGGUGCUAUCGAAAUCAUCAUGAAUUGCCCCGAUGAAAGCGACGUGAAGGCGAUGUGUGCGUGGGAGACACGCAAUACGACUGAAGAGGAGCAGGCGGAGUAUUGGAGAAGGAUGCACAUGCACAUGGAUGACGUCGGACCGAUUCCACGAUGCAUCUUUAAUGACAAUAAAUAUAAAAACCGCGUGCGUGAUGCCAAUAACAUCGUGGCAGCUAUCGAGGCCUCAGAUGCUGUACAUUAUGGGAUGAUUGGAGGCAUGGGAAUGUGGCCCUCGAAUGACGCUUCUCACAAACUUGUGAAAGCUGUCAGGUUAAUAACACAAGGCGAUGUUGAGGAGUUUGUUAACAUGCCGGCCUGUUUUUCCAUUGAAAGCGAAUUAAUUGCAAAGUUGCUCGAAGUGGAUGAGAAGAAUGACAUUUUUUUUCGACUAAGCAAGAACUAUAAAGUGUUAUUUCAGGAACUUUUGGGGCAGCAUACUCUUCACACAUUCCUGAGUAGAGUCUUUGUGGAAAAUAUAAUGCCGGGCCUCAACGAGUUGCCUCCACCAGGAUGUCGUCGGCGACAGAGAUGUGUGCUGCAAUCGAACCCCGAAAAGCAUCCAAGCAGACCCGUUGGAUUAAUGCCGCUGGGCUACAAUCCUCCGAUGUUUUGA